Messenger RNA from Rubroshorea leprosula, 1206 nucleotides. NCBI's taxonomy places the organism in Eukaryota, Viridiplantae, Streptophyta, Magnoliopsida, Malvales, Dipterocarpaceae. The record is from the annotation of a GenBank genome assembly.
GCCGUCUGGCGGCCUUCGAGAUCUGAGAUCUGUAACGCCUCAUGGCCUUACUCUUGUCAAGGUCCUUUCUGGUGGUUUUGUUGCGGAUGGCACAGGGUUUUUACACCCACACUGACAGGGUUUGAAGCAGAGGGAACUUGGUCAUGAGUGGUUUUCGUGAUUUAUUGUCAAUAGCAUUUUUCAACAAUCAAGUAUGAUCUUUUAUAAUUUUUUGUUCAUGGGUAACAUGAUUUCAUCUUGACUGUUGAAAAAAUGCUCUUUGUAGUAAAUCACCAAAAUAUUGAUGACCAAGAUCUUGGAUUUGCUUCAUUCCUGUUCUAGCUGUUGUAGAAGCCCUUGUGCCAUCCAUAACUAAUUCACUAUCUUCAUAUUUAGAUAGCUUUGUAGUCUGCAUCUCUCUAAGGUAGGUAUGCAGUAAGGAAGCCACAAAUGAGUAAGGGAUCUAUUGGUCCACUCAUGGUCCAGAUCCCAUGUGUUAACGCCUUUUAUAUGUUGAUUCAUAGCAGUUUUUCUCUUCCUUUAUGAAUUUUAAGACUUAUUUUUACCUUUCAUCAAAUUUAUUGUCACUGUUCAGGAAUUUGUUACUGCUUAACUUAAUUAUUUUCCUCAUGUUCUUGCAUAGUUGGCUAAUCUAAUUAAGCUAUUGAAUAUUAAUUUGUACUGUCCUCGUUCUAAGCACUUGAUUGCUUGGAAGUUAGAAACCAUUCUUUUCUAUAUUUAUGCAAGCAGCUACUUUGGCACGAGGACCUUGGCAAGCUUUGCACAGAUGUGGCCCUGCAAUGCAAGGAGUCUGGCUUCGAUCAUAUUGUACAUUAUGAGAUCUGUAUGAAUAGCUGUCCAUUAUGAGCGAUGGGGAUGAAUUUCUUCUUCGCCAUGAAUAGGAACUGAUGGCACUAUUGGGAAUUACCUACAUCUCAAGCUUGAAACAAUCUUAUCAUGGUGGUCGUGGUCAUUCACACUCUCUUAUUGUUGAGAUAAUGUUGUAAUCCCCUUGGUGCGACUGCUGUGAUAAGUUCUGCACGGAUGUAAUCCUUCAAUGUCAAGAGUGUGGAUGCAAGUGAACUAUCUAUUUUGCUUGCAUUUGAUGUUGUCUUUAUAGCUUAAGAUGCUUGAGAAUGUAUAUGCAUUUGGAAAUCAGAAUUUUCUUUGAUUAGAUGUGUUUUAAGUGCUGUUGUAAAUUAGCCACACGGUUAAUUCACAAUUUUA